Molecule: messenger RNA, 633 nt
Organism: Caenorhabditis angaria
Lineage: Eukaryota; Metazoa; Nematoda; Chromadorea; Rhabditida; Rhabditidae
Source: the annotation of a GenBank genome assembly
AUGCUUCUAUCAGCUCAACCUCGAAAAUCUAUUAUUGACUUGGCUGAAGAGUCUGGCCUAUUUGAUAUCAAUGCGUCGGAUUUGGUUUGCGAAUCAAGUGCCAAUGGAAUAUGCUACUAUGAUUUUGUUUUGAGUUGCAAUCCAUGUGGAAGUGCUGAAGGUGGAAUGACAUUGUAUUUGGCAAAAUUCGAUAAUAAAGUAAAUUUGGAACUUUUCGAAACCGCCCAUAUUCCAAGAGAACUCUUCGAAGAUGGUCUUCCUAAUAGCGAUCUUGGCCUUAUGACAUUGGGAGUCCUUAUCUGGAAACAAACAGUAGCGAAAUCUCGACUUCUUUGCUUGGUCAGAAGUAUGGAAGGUGACACUACUCAAGCCUUGGAAGCUCUCAAACGUGCCACCUACAAAUUCUCAAUCCACCAUCAUGUGCAAUCAACUGGCCGUAGAAUGUCUACAUCUUCCACUUCUAGUUACGGAUCUGCACAUUCUUAUUUAUCCGAAGGAAUGCGUAUGCGAGUUCUCCUUUGCCAAUCGCGAAAUGUUGUUGAAACAAUCCCAGCACAAGCUGUCCGUGAAACCAAAGCCUUGUUAAACCCAUCAAGCAACCCAAUUUUAUGCCUAUGCUUCCCUCUCGUUUGA